Acanthaster planci (crown-of-thorns starfish) is the source of this 7703-nucleotide messenger RNA. RefSeq names its product TBC1 domain family member 24 (gene tbc1d24). Lineage: Eukaryota; Metazoa; Echinodermata; Asteroidea; Valvatida; Acanthasteridae. The record is from RefSeq and is a predicted model, not a curated record.
GCUAGUAUAUGUACAUGUAAUGAGUAGCAAUGUCUUUUAAUUUGGCAUUCAGUGUGGGGCGAACAAGACCCGAACACAUUCCGUUUCUCUUUCAGUAUAACAGGUGACUCCUUUGUUUGGAGACUUUCAUUCAAGGAAGCAUACCUGUACCAGUAUGUCUGCCCGAGCCUCAACUGUUCUCAUGCCAUGGGUGGAUCUUGCCCCAAAAGAAACAAAUGACCUGGUUGGUCCCCUGGAAAAUGGUUCCACACCGAGUUCACCCUUGCCAAAGGACCCAAUCCGACUGAAGAAACUCGUGCGCAAGGGCCAGUGGCCGGUGAACCACAUUGUGCGGAAAGAGUUGUGGCAUCACAUCUGCAUGCAGAAUGUUGUGGCUGCUGGUAGUGUGUACAAAGAAACAGCAAAAGUGUUAUUUGGAGAGGAAAAUAGCAGUUCAGAUGAAAAUGCUAACCUAGAUAAUCAGACCUUUGGGAAUGAAGACCACCUGACCACCUACAAGCUAGCUGGGGCUGGCUGUGAUCAGCUAACCCGCCUUCUGUGCGUCCUAGCCCACACUCGACCAGACAUCAACUAUUGCCCUCUCCUGCAUCCAGUAGCGGCCCUCUUGCUGCACUACAUGGAUGCUGAGCAGGCAUUUGACUGUUUGUCAGCCCUGCUUGGGAGCCAUCGCUACAAGUACCUGGACCAGAGCUGGGUUGAAUACGAAGCCUUUCGAGGGAGUUUCACCAAGCUGGCCAAAAAGUUUGCUAAUUCGGCCCAUUCUUUGAUUGUUAAACAGGGUAUGGAUCCUGGACUUGUCUUCAAGGAUUGGAUCUGGUGGAUUCUGGAGGACCUUCCGUUUACACACCUGGUCCGUGUCAUGGAUGCCUAUCUCAUGGAAGGCUUGAAGAUUUUUUAUCGUGUGUCUCUGGCAAUCCUCCAACUCUUCAAUAAGAAAAGGAAAGGCCUGUCAGGGAAGGCUGCACAAUCCAGUGACUUUGUUUCCAGCAUUCGUCAGUUUGCCCAAAAUAUUCCAGUUAAUGCUGAUGUCUUGCUUACAAUGGGUUUCCAGUUCCGAGGGCUGUCGCGCACCAUCAUUGACACGUACCACACUAAAUUCAAGCAGACAAUCAGAGAUUCUGGCAUGGUGCCGCCAGUCAGACAGACCAACAAGGGAAUCCCUGCAGUAUUGAAUGAUAUCAACUCUUCCAUCAUCAGCUCCAAGCAGGUAUGGUAUAAGACUGCAGACCUGUCCUCAUGUCAUACAUGGACAGGCAGCGUCCUCAAACACUCUGAAAUCAUGUUGGUUACCUUGAGCCUGCCCACCGGUAUGUAUUCAGUGUACUUGUCACAUCUCUUUUUGAUGAUCUGCAGUUGCUAUAUUUUGUUCCACUCAAAUCUUUGCAGGUGUGAAGAUGAAGAGCAAACCAUCCUUCUUGUCAAGACACUGGAUAAUGAGAUCUUUGGGGCUUAUCUGUCUUGCCCAUGGAGCACCCGUAACAGCUCAGACCUCAAGACUUCCUAUUUUGGCAAUGGGGAGACCUUCCUAUUCUCCAUCACACCAUGGGAGCAGAGACACUCCUGGGUUGGGCUCAGUGACAGACAAGAGAAGGGUCCGGUGGACACAGCCAGCCAGUUGUUCAUGCGGGGAACGAGAGAGUUGCUGUCCAUUGGUGGAGGUGAUGGUGAGGGAUUGCAUUUAGAGAGUGACAUAUCAAAUGGCUGGAGUGAAACUUGCCGAACAUUUGGCAACCAGCCCUUGGCCAGCAAUCGUAACUUUCAGAGUGAGAUCAUAGAGGUGCUAGCAUUCCAUGACAUGAGGAACACAGAAAACGAGGAGAGGGCAGCCACCCAAGCAGACACAGUGACAAAACCCCUGACAGAACCCAUGAAACACAAAGACAGUGAGGAUACAGCAGACAUCGUGACAGCGCUAGAACCAGUAGCAGAGCUACUGAAAGAUUCAGAAGUGGAACCUGCAGCAGAGGCAGUAGAAGAACCGUCAGCAGACCCAGUUGGGGAAGCCCAGAGAGAAACACAAGGGGAGCCAGCACAGCAAGCAGCGAUAGUGGUAACUGAUGAGCAACCCCCCUCUGGUGAAAGUGGGGAGUGAGGAUAAUUGCAGCCUGCUACAGCAUACUAAGGAAUGUGCCCCAGCGUUGACCUUUUCAUAGGUGAUGCCAUGCUAAAUGUUUGCAAACAUUCCACAGUACGAGCAAGCCGAUGAAUGGGAAAUUCAAGAUGACCAUACACCUAUUUGCUGCAGCAACAAGGAAAUAUUUGAUUUGCUUGGCAUGUGAUGAAUUAUCCAGUGCAAUAACUCAUGCUUCAAAAACAUCAAAUCCAUAUGCUGCUAUUUUCAUGCUUGUCUUUUUUGUUUGACUGAGCUCUGUGAAAUAGCCAGUGUGAAUGGGUACAAUUGUUAUGAUCCAUGCUGUCAUUAAGAAAUAUCAACUUUAAGGCGGUCAGUCACCCUUUGACUUUAGGUCAUCUGCAUAAUUAGAGUUACAUGUAACAGUGUUUCAAGGCAUACUGUACAAGGCAUGUGUAAAAAUGGCCUUUGUGCUAAAUGAAGAACUGCAUGGUGAUUAUAUUUGUCGUGUUUGUAGCUACAUGUAAUGACGUCUUUGGCAUGGAUGUGAUUGUACUCUGUGGGACUGUAAGCUCGGAAACAAACCUCAUAUUAACAGGAAGUCAGACAUUAUUAUAUCAGUAUUUUCAGGCUUCCUGGGUAAAAGCGUUAGAAACAUGAACGGUGUACAGAACACCAGGGUAUACAUCACCUCCAAGCAUAUUGUUUUGGAGUAUUUCUACAUCUUGGGCAAAUGGUAGCCAAACAUUCAGUAGAAUCCUCUGGGGUUUAUCAUUUGGUUUCUGCUGGAGUUUACGUAAACAUGACCUUUGGUACAAAGCUUCUCACUGAUCAUCUUUUGUUCCAGCUGUACUCUCAGGACUCAGCAGCACCGUUUUUCAGUUUCACCUCUCAAAACCUAUCAGCACUUCGGAUGAAUUGACUUCAAAGGUUACGCUACCUGUAAUAAAAGUGUUUAGUUUCGGGAUUUUGAAGGGCCAAAUGUCGAGUGCAAGGAAGUAUUGCUUAUAGAGUACUUGGUACGUUUGCUUCCUCUGACGGAUGGAAAAAAGUAGUCCAUACUGGCAACAUGAAGGCUUUAGAAUUGGAAAUAGGGUAAUACAUGUACAUACAUUUACAUGUUUGUACAUGUAUGUACAUGUACAUGUAUGUUAAUGUAUGUACAUAUAAUAGUGCUAUUUUGGGGUGGUUCUUUGGCUGUUUUGGGGCACAUGCUGUAUACAAUUAUUUAAUCAGCUAGACAUUCAAGAUUCAAAUAACUUUAUUAUCCCUCCAGAGGAAAUUGGGAUGGCCUUCUGGAUACAAUAUAAAUACACCAAGAAUACAAACUAAAAACCCAUUAGUCUAAAAAUGUAAAAUACAAACCUACCAACACACCUGAGGAAUAUUGAGAACAUGGUGUCUUUCAUGUUUGGUCUGAAGGUGCAUCUGUUCUCCCUGUACAUUGUUGAUAUUUGAUGGAACAAAGGAAUGUGAAAAGUAGUACAUUGUACUUGAUGAUGGCUGAAAACAUCCUGACUUUUACAGUGUAUGUACAUUUGUAUUGCGUAAACAGGUGUCCAAGGGAGCUGUUGAGGUUGUAUGAUCUCAUUUUUAUAGUAGGAAAUAUAAGUGAUUUCAAAUUCUUAUAAAUUGUACAUACACCUGUUGGUUUUAAUGGUUUCAGAAACUAGUGUUAAUUAUUUUUCUUUUUUCAGAGAGCAGUGGUCAUGGUAUGGCACGCGUACCUUGAGAGAGUUGUUACCUCAUGUGGGUAGAGCAUAUCUUCAAUUUUGUAAUCAGAAUUUUGUAGACGGAAUUCCGUUAAGCAUGCACAUGCCUUGGAAUGGGGCAUUGUACACGUAUUUUCAUAUUAUAUUGCACUACCCUGGCUUUCUGUCGAGGCAUGCUGUGAACCACAUAUUAUUUUUAUUUUAAUUUCUGGCAAUGACACCAAGGUUUCCUCAACUGAGCACCUUAGGCACUGUAAGCUCACAAUUAGUCUUGAAGAAAUCUGUAGAUAUGAGACAGGGAGAAGCAGUUACAGUUUUAGAGGUGGGAGGAAAACCCCAGAGGAAUAUUCUGGGAAAAACCCACAGAAUCAGGUAGGGACUGAAAACCCAAUCCACGUGUGGACCGGGGCGGGAAUUGAACCAGGGACUACAGAGAUGGAAGGCAAGGAAAGAAUUACUGCUUCAACCUGACCCCUGCACCGUAUGGAUAGUGAAUGCGACAGUAGGGAGUGCUGUUGCCAUGAAAUUCACUUGUGCUGUUCUGUCCAUUAAUUAGUCAAACUUGUGUUGGACAAUUGCAGGUAUGGUUCCAAUGGUGCACAUGUACUCUGUACAACUGUAUAUUUGGAAUGAUUUCCAGGGGGACCAAAGUAUUAUUUAUUUGUGUUAAAACUAUUUCAAAUGAAGUUUAGGUGUGUGAUUUCAUCAUUAUUUGCUGUUUUCAACAAAACCAAACCAACUCUGAGCAGAAAAGCCAUUUUGUGCUUUGUAGAGUAGCAAGUAACAGUCAAGCAUUUCUUGUGUGGUGGUUCGUAUUACAUGUACAUGUAUAUGUGAGUUUGGAGAUGCUUGAUAAUGGCCAUGUUUCUUUGUAUAAAUCCCAUAGCAAUACAAAUAAGUACAUAUACAUGUACAUUUUUUGUACCUUUUUUUUACUGAAGACAUGCCAGUAUGGGGCAGCGCUAACAUCUGGGAGUUUCACAAAAUGGCAACCACACCGUGCUGAUGAAAACAACUGCAGUGAGCGCACGCGUACCUACUGAUCAAAGAAAAGAUUGUGUCACCUGAUCCUCCAACUGGCUGGUACGUGCGUACGUCGUCAUGGUUGCUGUUUGCACCGGUGCGGUACCUGCCAUUUUGCGAGAAUCCUGGAUAUCCACGCUGCCCCAUACAUGUAUCAAUGCACCAAAGGCUUAUAAGACAAGAGUCUAUUGAUCACUUGGGCUGUUGGACAUUCACAUCAUGAUUCAAAGUCCUCAAAGGAUUUGGUAAUAGUUGUGUUGAAGUGGAUUAGAAACUGAGAUAUAAGAACUGUUAUGGAAAGUACCUGUAAUUUUAAUCCGUGUGUGAGGUGAUAUUGCCAACAUGUUUGGGUAUCAUUAACUUUCUGCAUGGAUACCAGAACAAAGAGUCAAAUUCAUUGAAUUGCUUCGUACACUGUACAUGUACAUGUGACAUCUCACAAAAUGAAAUUGUGGUUAAAGUUAAGUCAUAACUGGAAACCUGGCUUCCUUUUUUCUUGAUGAAGACAUGCAGAUUCCCCAAGAGAGAGUCUGAUAUUCUGCUGGCAUAACCCAUAUGCCAUGAGAGUGCAUGUUGGUUUCAAACUUGUACACGAAUACAUACUCCGAGUUCCAAGUUUGCAUGAGUUUUGAAUAUGUUGACCCUGAAGACAUACAGACAACAGAUAGGCAGCCUUUCUUGCGUGUAUAUCAAGGCAGGGAUACAUACAGGUUCAUGAGGCCCUGUGCAGACUCAUAUCAGGUUUUGAUAGCUUGAAAUUCGGCUGGAUUAGAGUGACUAGUUAGUAACAUGUUAUGUCUUCGGAAGAAGUUUGCCAAAUUCAGUGAAGUUCACAGAAUUACAUGUACCACUAUAACUUUUAAAAAGUCCGGUCUCCUAUACCUCAUUGUUUUAGGAGCAUUUUACAUACAUGUACAUCAUGCCUGAAUGUGAUGAAUAGACAUACGCGUAUCAGAGAAUAAGUCUGAGGAGUACAGUCGACACAGAAUUUGGAACAUUUCAGAAUUUGUUCGGUGCAAAUAAGUGCAUGCAUUUUAAGACUUGAAGGUUUUCAUGGUGAAAGAAACUAGAUGAGUAAAAUGAUAGCAGUUUCACCAUGUCACUACAUUUGUUGUCACCUUCUUGGUGCAACCACUAUCAUUUUACACAUCUUGCAUGCAUUUUUCUCCCUCUAGUUUUCAGAGUUCUUUAAUUUGAUGGAUGUCUUCUUGAAACUGUCUUCUUGGAAUACAAAGGAAAGCCAUCAUACCAUCAGUUGUACAUGUACAUGUAUGGGAUUGAGAGUUUUACAUGUACCCUGACAUUGUCAAUUAAUGGUUACUACCAUUCUCUGCUGUUAUUAUGGCAAACUAAUGAUCAGAUCAGCUCACUAUAUUUUUGUCACUUGUUGAUAGAUUUGGUUUAUUCCAUUCUUUGUGGUCUAUGCUGAUCAUGUGCCCCUUAGUGAGCCAAGUAAUUAAUUAUGGCAACUACAUGUAUCCUAGGUCAAUUUAAAAAAGUAACAGUAUUACAUGGAAGGGUUCUGCACUCAUGUAAAUAUAUAGAUGUAUGCAUCCAUGUUAGUUUUGUGUCAUAGGUUAACUAUGCUAUGCAAAUGUAAUGGAAGUGUGUUCAUGUCAAAGCAAUAAAUAAUAUAGCAAUGUUUAAAAUUAGUAUGGAAAGUAAUAAUUCACUGCAGCUUGCAAUUUGCAUCACUUGUUUGAAUCAGCAGAAGUGUUUGUACAAGUAUAACACAUUUGAAAGUAUUAAAUAUAGGUGUCAUUGUAAUGCUGUAUACAUGUAAGUAUCGGGAAGGUUUUGGUUUGACUCCAAAUUGGGAUAAAAGAGGAACUUACUGGCUGCUUACGUUUCAUCAUUUCAGUUGAAAUCUUGUGUUCACUGAAUAAAAGAAAACUUAUUUUUGCAAAUUUAUUUUUCUGGAGAUUCGGUGGCUGUUUUGUACAUGUAGGUUGUUGCAUAAUUACAUAUGGCUUGUCAUGGUGAAGAUUUUAUUGUGUCAGUGAUUUAGUUUUUGGAAUUCAGUAAUGAGCUUGCUUUAAGGCGCAACACAAAAGUGAAAGUCGAAGCAGAAGACUCACAUGGGUGUUGUUCAGCACAGAUGUAGGCUUGUGUGCCAUACCACCAGUAAUGUCUGAAUAAGGAAUAUGCUUGUGUAGAAUGAGACACAUGGUGCCAGGGGUUUUGUCUUUCCCUUUUGGGAGGUAAUUGUUUGUUAUUGAAAUUUAUUUGUAAUUUGUAACCUCUUGAAAACUAGAACAUAGUGCCAAAUUUGAAGGAGUCAAACGUGUACAUGUGUAUGUAUAUGUAAUCGGUUCCAUUCAAACAUGCCAUACAUGUCAUAUGACCUGCAUACACACAUAAAUGAGCUUGUGGAAAAGCAUUUUCCUCUCAAAUCUUUUUAUAUAUAUAAAUUGUGGAAGUGAAUUUCCUUUUGGAAAGGGCUCUGAAUUACUUUUAUCAUUGUUUUUUGUCAUGUUGAGGUUUCCCUUAAUUCAUUGUAAUUCAGUAUUGUAUUUGUAUAUUUUUACCAGAAGUGUGGUGUCAGGCUGAUCUUGCCUGAAAAUUAUGUGGAUCUCUUGAAGAAAAAAAAAAGGUGGAAAUAAGAAUGCUGCAAAGCUGGUGUUCUCAGAGAAAUGUAAGUUGAUUUUACAGUCCAAACACAGUAUUAUUUUCACAUGUUCCAGACAAGGCACUGGACGUGUUUUCCAAAGAAAGCUUAAGAACACUGUUGUCUUUGUAUGUAUGGCUAAAGAUAUUCGGUGGCAUGUGGACCAGUGAUGUGAGUUUGAGCUGUAUGUACAAGGAAAAUACUAAAAGUUGUGGAAUACUGGUAACUAUGGAAACUAUUAUGGGCUUACUCAUGUAGCUGAAUUAAAACACUACCACAAUCAAUUCAA